UAUCAAGGUAGACUACUAAUUUACUCCUUUUCACCUAUCUAUUAUGUCUAUCCCCAGCGGGUCCACUCCAACCGCCUCCGCCGGCUCCGUGCCCGCCGCCGCGGCACCCCUCCCCCGCAGCACGGCGAGUGUCCCGUCUGCAACAGCACUCCUGUCUCCAGGCUACAGCGGCACGCCAUACGCUGUCUCAAGCGGACCGGGGCCGAGAUAGAUGAAGACGUACCUGAUACCAGCUCCGAGGAUGGCAGUAUUGAUGUCGAGAACGACGAGCCGUCCGGCGGCACGUUCGGCGCGGAGUACCAGUGGUGCGGCGAGUGGCGAGUGCGCGCCUCCGCGCUGCAGGACGCCGCCGCGCGCGCCGCCACGUGUGUCCGCCGGGCCUCGCACGACCAGGCGCUGGUUGUCGACGGUGAUGAAGAUACGGAGCUGUACGGACCUCCCCAGUAUUCCCCGUCCAGGAUAGCACCGGAUGCCGAAGUGACACCAACAGACACACAAACAGACAGUCAAGCAGACACACAAGACACAGCCAGCGAUGACAAGAGUGAGAAAUUAGAUAACGGUAUUAAAUACAACGGCUUAGUUGAAGCUAGUGCCGCUACGCGGAUACAUGCCUUAAAAGAAAAAAUUAGAGAAUUAGAAAGAAGAAACAAUGGAGCCGGAGAGGUAAAAUGUCUGAUAUGUUUGGAGUCAUACUCCCUGCCAGCCGUGUCCAUACAAUGUUGGCAUGUGUAUUGCGAGGGAUGCUGGCUCCAAUCUUUAAGAGCUAAGAAAAUAUGUCCCCAAUGCAACGCCAUCACCACUGCCGAACAUUUAAGAAGAAUUUACAUGUGAACACAUACAAACAUU
This is a messenger RNA of Trichoplusia ni (cabbage looper), 849 nucleotides long. RefSeq names its product E3 ubiquitin-protein ligase RNF220-like. Lineage: Eukaryota; Metazoa; Arthropoda; Insecta; Lepidoptera; Noctuidae. Gene Ontology annotation, molecular function: ubiquitin protein ligase activity. The record is from RefSeq and is a predicted model, not a curated record. Gene Ontology annotation, biological process: protein ubiquitination.